Messenger RNA from Dermacentor andersoni, 979 nucleotides. NCBI's taxonomy places the organism in Eukaryota, Metazoa, Arthropoda, Arachnida, Ixodida, Ixodidae. The record is from RefSeq and is a predicted model, not a curated record.
AUGGCGUUCGGGCUCCUGCGAUGGCUUUUCGCUGCCGUAGUCGCUGCGCUGCGGUUCGCGUUGCGCGGUGUCCGCAGCGACCCCUUCAACGUGGCAGCCGAAGGCCAGUUGUCGGCGCCAGCCAACACCUUCGACGCAGCUGAGGAGCCCGACGUCGAACUACUAAUCAGAUUGAACAAGCACAACAAGAGAGCCCUACAGUACCUGCGAAAUGCCAUCGCAUACGAUGAGGAGAAUGGCGAUCUCAAGGAACUGGCCAUCGGGCUCUACCGCAACGGCAGUGAGCAACUCCAGAAGGGUAUUUCUAUUGACUUCUCCCAAGGACAAGGUCCUACCUGGGAGUGGGCAAAUACCCUGAAGGAGAAGAUGAGGGCCAACCUUGAGAUCGCCCAGGACAGGCUCGACUUUCUAGAAACAAUGGUGAAGAUACAACACCUCGGUGAUCAUCUGCCCUGGCAUGCGGGCGUGGCCCGGCGCCAGGCCACACCAAAGCGGCGGCAGUGGGAAAAGGUAGCCCGGAAAGGCGCCGUCAAUAGUGAUGACGGCCCCUCGUGGCUAAAGAGGGCCAUGAACGGCGUCAGAAUGACCAGCCAGGCAAGAGGGGCAUGCCUCUGUUUCGGGAAGGGCGCCGUGCCCCCUCCUUACCCCCCUUGGCCCGUGCCUGCCCGGCGGAGGCUCCUUCCGUGGCAAAUAAGAGAGGCGAGUGUCGUAUCAGCGCUGAAGGGUGCCGACUCUCAGCUGGCGCACAUCAUCCUGGAGGAGAUCGUGGAUGGCUGUCCCGAGGUGCUGUUCAGCGACAUUGCUGGCCAGAAAGAGGCCAAGCAGCUCCACACUGGUAGUGAAGAGCGGAUUCUCGUAAUGGGUGCCACAAGCAGUUCUCAAGAGUUGGAUGCUUCUGCACUAAGGCAUUUUAAGAAGUGGGUGUAUGUCACGCGUCUGGACGUGAACACGCGGAUGGUACUCCCAGAAAAGCUGCUCA